UCUCUCAUCUCUACCCACCCACCCAUCCCAAACCCAUCUCUCUCUCUCUCACACACACACACAGAAAGCUCGACCACCCAAUGAUGUGUUUCCGUCGCUUCCACGAGGCAUGGCUUCACCAGCUAAGCCGCCUCCACCAUCAACUCGAAUCUGCACCCAAACCCAAGACCAAAGAAGACCAGUUCUACCUCAAACAGCUCGUGGAACGGGUCAUGACUCACUACGAGGACUACUACCGAGUCAAGACCCACACGGUGACUCUGGACGCGUUCUCCAUGUUCUCUGCCCCAUGGGUUAGCAGCCUGGAGCACUCCCUCCAGUGGAUAACUGGGUGGAGGCCAACCGUGGUUUUCCACCUCAUCUACACCGAGUCAAGCUCCCGAUUCGACGCCAAGCUGAUCGACAUCCUACAGGGACACAGGACAGGAGACCUCGGAGAUCUCUCACCAGGUCAACUCAGUGGAGUUAGUAAUCUGCAGUGUGAAACAGUGAGCGAGGAAAAUGAGAUCAGUAAGGAGCUAUCGGAAUGGCAAGACGAUGUGUGCGAUAUCAUGCCGUCGAUGGGCACUGAUGACGUGGAUCGGAAGAUGCAAAAGUUUGUGAAAGUGUUGGAGAAAGCCGAUAAUCUACGGCUGAAAAUGAUACGGCGAGUGGUGGACUUGUUGACCCCACAACAAGCUGUCGAGUUCUUGAUUGUCACCGCCGAGAUGGAGUUUGGGAUUCGUGGGUGGGGCCUAGAGAAGGACCGCAUGCGUGGUGGGGUGUAAUGUUGUCUAUCUGUGUGUCAACCAUGGAAUCAGAGUCCGUAAGUGUCUCUACUUGCUGUCGUCGUCGGAGCCGCGGGGGGGGGGGGGGGGGUGGUCGUGGGAGGGGUUUGGGGCGGUCGUGAGACGUGACUGUUUGGCGGUGGUUCUUCUUCUUCUUUCAAUUUGAAUGGGUAAAAAUAAAUGGAAAAAUUGAUUGCUCUAGGGGCACAAUAGUAAUAUCAUGUGAGAUGUGACAGAUAGUAGCCGAGAAAGAAAUUAAUGUAACACGUGGCAUUAAUCUGUUCCAUGCAGCAUGCAGGAAUGACACGCGUAAACAUUGGAUGAA
Messenger RNA from Macadamia integrifolia, 1092 nucleotides. Its product is annotated as protein DOG1-like 4. The record is from RefSeq and is a predicted model, not a curated record. Gene Ontology annotation, molecular function: sequence-specific DNA binding. The transcript has a single exon. Gene Ontology annotation, biological process: DNA-templated transcription. NCBI's taxonomy places the organism in Eukaryota, Viridiplantae, Streptophyta, Magnoliopsida, Proteales, Proteaceae. The coding region runs from base 81 to 767 and encodes 228 amino acids.